Messenger RNA from Phanerochaete carnosa HHB-10118-sp, 1167 nucleotides. RefSeq lists its product as uncharacterized. The transcript is spliced from 7 exons. The record is from RefSeq and is a predicted model, not a curated record. Gene Ontology annotation, molecular function: L-ornithine transmembrane transporter activity. NCBI's taxonomy places the organism in Eukaryota, Fungi, Basidiomycota, Agaricomycetes, Polyporales, Phanerochaetaceae. Gene Ontology annotation, biological process: mitochondrial L-ornithine transmembrane transport. The coding region runs from base 45 to 968 and encodes 307 amino acids.
CGCAUCCUCGUUCCUUGCUUCCGUACCACCAAGUUGCCUCCAGGAUGUCGAGGACGGCACAAGACCUCAUCGCUGGCACGGCCGGUGGUAUUGCACAGGUGCUGGUGGGCCAACCUUUUGAUAUUGUCAAAGUUAGGAUGCAAACUGCUCCAAAAGGAACGUACCGUGGCAUGCUCGAUUGUGCAGGAGGUAUCUUCAAGAACGAGGGGCCCUUGGCAUUCUACAAGGGUACUUUGACACCGCUGCUCGGUAUCGGUGUCUGUGUCUCCAUCCAAUUCGGCGCCAUGGAGUACUCGAAACGUCUCUUCGCGAAGCGCAACCUUGAGAGCGGCAUAGGAGGUCCACGCGGUAUUCUUCUCACUGGCCCACAGCUCCUGGCCUCAGGUGCGUUUGCUGGCCUCGCGAACGGCAUUGUCUCAGGUCCGGUCGAGCACAUCCGUAUCCGUCUGCAGACACAGUCAGCGACAAAUCCGGAAUAUAAAGGCCCGUGGGACGCCAUCAAGAAGAUCCACGCGAAACGUGGCAUUGCUGGCAUCUACAAGGGUCAGGUCGCUACUCUCUGGCGCGAGGGCAGCGGCUAUGCCGUUUAUUUCUGGGCGUACGAGAAGCUCAUGCAACGGGAAAUGGCGACGAAACAGAUUGCACGCGACCAGGUCCACCCCGCCAAGACCGUUCUAUUCGGUGCUGCUGCGGGCUAUGCCCUUUGGGCGGUCAUAUACCCAAUAGACAUGAUCAAGUCUCGCAUGCAGACCGAUGGGUUCUCGCCCGCGGACGGCCAGAAGUAUACUUCGAUGCUCGACUGCGUGCGGAAAGUGUGGCGAACAGAAGGCCCAGGGGCGUUUGUGCGCGGUCUUGGUCCAACUGUCAUCAGGUCGCCAUUUGCCAAUGGUGCGACCUUCCUUGGGUUUGAGAUGGCGAACCGGCUCCUACACAAGCUGGUGCACGAGGAAAGCGUGACUCCGUUCUAGACGUUAUCAUAUCGUACCGCUAGGAUAUUUAGCUGGUAACUUAUGCUUGGAUCUCACUUGGACUUGUUGCUCGGCUGACCAAUAGAUGUGACUGAGAUAAUGUAUAUAGUGACAAACCCGCGAACGAUUGCCUCAACGGCAUCGUUAUAUCACACACCGGUGCAAUGCGACUGCCGCAUAGACUAGUGGCUCUCCAUUG